AGACAACAGUCUCCCGUAAGCCAACAUCAUUCAGCGCUUCCGCAACAACGAAGAAAUCAGUACCGCUCUCGCAGGCCAAAUAGAACGCCCCCCCUCUUCUCUUAUCAGCACUAAAAAGACAACAAGGGGUGGCGCCUCGGACGCUUACGCGGGAAUCCCCCCCAUCCUGCAUCACUCCCUCUUGAGACCGUAGGCUCACAGGCACGUAAAGGCGGUCGAGUCGACUGAAACACUUAAAAGACUGCUCCAAGGCAUAAACAACGUGUCUCUCCGACAUCACCCAAUAUGCCCAAGGUUUCGAAGGCACUCCACUGAUACGGCAUCCUGUUAUCGACGUGUUCCGUAUAGUUCUCUCCCCCGAAAUCUCCGAUUCAAACGUUUCCGAGAUCUUCCCUUCUUUUGUUGCGCAGAACGUGCCGGGCACCGACUGAAUCAUGCUACGAAGAUGGCGCGUCUUCUGCCUGGUAUGUGGCCUCUGGAUCACCGCCUGUCUGGUGGCGGCCUCCGAAGACAGGAUGCUCGAAGACCUGGAGGAACCGGUGGACGUCCUAGGGACCAGGGACCUCCUCUUCAACCCCGAGAGACGGAUCAACAUCUUCGAAAGGCAGACGCUUCCGCUCCACAUCACGGUGCUUCUUCAGGGAACGUCCGACAAUGGGACGAGCGGUGUGGUCGUGAAGGUAUCGGCUGCGGACACUAGCGUGGCGACCGUCUCAGACUCUCAAGAAGGAGUGGUGGUGCAGAACGGGACCGCCUACAACGUGUCCAUCGAGGGUGUGUUUCUCGGCUACACCCACCUCAAAUUCGAGAUCUGCAGCCCAGAUGACAUUGGAGGAGCCAACUGUACCAGGCUGAGGUACGUGGUGGCGGUCUUGAGGGACCCCUCCCUGCUGCAGAGGAUAUUCCCUUACUUGAUCGGCUUCAUGGUUUCCGUCAACUACAUCAACAUGGGCUGCCAGAUCGAUCUCAUGGUCGUCCUGGAGGUGCUCAAGAAGCCCAUCCCGCCCAUCUUGGGCAUCGCCUGCCAGUUCAUCUUCAUGCCCCUGGUUUCCUACGGCAUCGGCUUGUUGCUGCUUCCGAACGCGCUGAUGAGGUUCGGCAUAUUCAUGCUUGGCUGUUCCCCUGGCGGCAACUCGAGCAACUUGUGGACACUCAUGUUCGACGGUGACGUCACGCUCAGCAUCACCAUGACCUUCAUCAGCACCAUCGCCAGCGUCGGUAUGAUGCCCCUGUGGAUCUUCCUGCUGGGUCGCCACAUGUCACCGGAGACCGGCAGCCUGCAGAUCCCGUUCGCCAACAUCGUGGCGAGCCUGGUGGGGCUCGUCGUGCCGCUGGCCAUCGGCAUGCUCAUCUGGCGCUUCAAGCCCAAGUGGGCCCAGAAGGCCCAGAAGUGCAUCAAGCCGCUCACCCUCGUCGUGCUCAUCGUCAUCCUCGUGCUUAGCGUCACCGUCAACCAGUACAUCUUCCUGCUGAUGACAUGGAAGAGCUUUCUCUGCGGCGCUCUCAUCUCCUGGAGCGCGUACGCAUUCGGCGCCUUCGCCGCCUUCUUGGGCCGCCUGAACCGCGCCCAGAUCAUCGCCGUCUCCAUCGAGAUCGCCUUCCAGAACAGCGGCAUCGCCGUGGUCGUCCUCUUUACGUCCCUGCACCAGCCGGACGCCGACCUGGUCAUCGUGCCCGUCGUCUGCCAGGCCAUUCUCCAAGGCAUCCCGCUCUACCUGCUCUACAUCGUGCUCCGGCUCAGGAAGUGCGUGCUCAACCGGAUGCAUCCCGACGAGAAGGUUGAACCCGUGCCGGUUUGCGAGGCCGAGCUCGGGGAGAUGUGCAAGGUCUCGGCCAACGGUAGGCCUAACGAGAACCUGGAGGCCAACGGUGUGCUUGUCGAUGACUACAAGUCCAAACUCUGAACGUGUGCUCGGUCCGACGUUAGAACUUUCGCGGCAAAAUUUCGGAUGCUCUUCGGAACUCCUGUGUCCGAUGCACAUGUUGUAGUCCCAUUUCAGCUAUCAACGGCAACAAUAGAAAAACUACUGCAGCAUGAACGCGAAGGUAUCUUUGGCGGCAGGCUUGUAAUCUCUCCGCGACCUUGGCGUAAGUAUGAGAGAUUACAAGCCCGUCAAAGGUAUCUCUGCUCGCAUUCUGCGCGUGUUUGAGAUUGAUUGGUCAGUGUCCGUUGUUGCUCGUUGAAGUCGCAAUGCACUCCAAACGCCAGUCAUUGUGAUCUCUGCAAUGAGCUCAGCCGAGGGCGACAUUGAUCGCCUUUAGAUUACAAGUUGCCGGCAACCUAAGGGACAGAGAUUCUGGCGUCUGUCACGAGGGGUUCUUUUUCCGUUCCCGGUGCACCCUCAUUGGUCAAAUUUUUAAACGUGUGGCAAUGAUUGGCCGAUGACGGGUAUGGCGAAGAAGCGAAUGUGCGAGCACAUAUGUCUGUUAGUCUCUUUGUUAUGGAAAAGGUGGGACUGCCACAGGGUUUACCCCUGUCCGCGAUCUUAUUUCCGCCACUCCAAGGGGAAGCUCAUGCAUGGAUUUAUGUUCGAUGUGCCGCACGAACUGUUUAUAAUUUUAGACAUCGUGAGCAAUUUGGUUUUGUUUUUAGCGCAUUUAUUAUUGUUCUUUUUUAUGUCGCCUUGUUCUUUACACGGGCACCGCGGAAUGUUGUUUUUUGUUCGAGAACACUCUUUCUAGGUUUCGUUUCUCUUGGUUAUUUUAACGGUAUUGUACUAUUUUAAAAGAAACGAAAACAAAGCACGGUUUUAAUCCGUGUAAACUAUAAAUUGUGUCAAGGCGCGCUUUUCAAAAAUUGUUGUCUAGCAGAGCGAGUCUGAAAGUUACCACGACUGUGCUUCUUAUCUGCCGCGUCUUUACUUCGAUCUUUAAAUUGUUGUACAUAUUAAAAGAUUUUUUUUUUUUUUCGAACGAGAUGUUUGUUGAAAGAACGACGCAUGUGCGAAAUGUUGAAUGUUUUGUGGUGCGCGACUUUAAUUAAUGUAUUAAUUUUUUUAAUAAAUUGUUCAUUUCACGAAA
Messenger RNA from Ixodes scapularis (black-legged tick), 3021 nucleotides. RefSeq names its product ileal sodium/bile acid cotransporter. Lineage: Eukaryota; Metazoa; Arthropoda; Arachnida; Ixodida; Ixodidae. The coding region runs from base 435 to 1904 and encodes 489 amino acids. The transcript is spliced from 5 exons. Gene Ontology annotation, cellular component: membrane. The record is from RefSeq and is a predicted model, not a curated record.